Molecule: messenger RNA, 347 nt
Organism: Salvia splendens (bonfire salvia)
Lineage: Eukaryota; Viridiplantae; Streptophyta; Magnoliopsida; Lamiales; Lamiaceae
Exons: 3
Coding region: 9-347 (112 amino acids)
Source: RefSeq, a predicted model, not a curated record
UCAAGAAAAUGCUGCUCACUCUCAAAACUGCAAGAUUUCUACUUGUAUUUUUCUUGGUUGCUGCUAGUCUUUCAACAGCCUACUUGGUUCAUGGUCGAGACCAUUGUGCAGAUGAAGAAUGCAAUUUUCCAGUCACAGAAAGAAAGAUGAUGCAAACUAUUCGAAGCAAGAUGGCAUCGGACGAUUACAGUUUGAUGAAGAUGGAGAUGAUGAAGGAAAAAUUCGAAAGAUGGAAAUAUACAAGAAAAUCAAGAAUGAUGAUGCCCAAAGAAAAUUACGGUGCUAGUUUCGUUGCCUUCAAUGCAGAUUACAAAGGGCCGAGGCGUCAUCCACCCAAGAAUAACUAA